AUGAGCACCCAGACGCAAAUAGAGACAAUCGUGCUACAGACAAGAGCUUCCACCGAAGCAAUCCCAGCCGAGAAUGAAACAUUCCAAGACUCAAGAUCCCCCGAAUCAAAAUGGAUGUAUGCCAAAAUCCUCAGCGCGGGAUUAUCCUUCUUCGUCGCGGGGGUCAACGACGGAAGUCUAGGAUCGAUCAUUCCCUACGUGAUACGCACCUACGAUAUCGGAACAAACAUGGUAGCCAUCCUAUACGGCACAACCUUCUUCGGCUGGCUAGUCGCCGCCCUAACCAACGGCAAAAUAACCCAAUACCUAGACCUAGGCCCAAUUCUCAGCCUAGGCGCCGCCAUCCAAGUCCUGGCCCAAGUCCUGCGCAUCUGGGAACCCCCAUUCGCACUGUACGUGGUAACAUUCUUCCUCGCCAGCUUGGGUCAAGCCUACAACGACACCCACGCUAACACCUUCGUCUCGGCGUUGAGCGGCGCGCACCGUUGGCUCGGCUUUAUCCACGCUAUGUACAUGGCCGGGUGUUUGGUUGGCCCUUUCGUAGCGACGGGCGUGGCGUCCGCGAAUGUCGAUUCGAAGUGGUAUCUGUUCUAUCUUUUCCCGCUUGGCGUGGGUGUGGUGAAUCUUGCGUUUGUGGGUGUUUCGUUCCGGGAUCGUAUGGCUACGCCGACUGUCUUGAGGAGUGAGCGGGGAGGUAGAAUUGCUUCGAAUUCUGCGCUCAAGGAGAUCAAGGAUACGCUUUCUACCCCUGGGGUUUGGCUGCUGAGCUGGAUGGUCGAGUACCUUGUCAACGUUCGCAACGGCGACGUCAAAGCGAUAGGUUAUAUCCCAGCCGGCUUCUACGGCGGCGCCUUUCUAGGACGUCUUAUCCUCGCUGAACCUACGCAUAGACUCGGCGAACGACGAAUGAUCUUUUUUUACGCUUUGCUGUGUGUGGGUUUGCAGUUGGUAUUCUGGCUCGUCCCGAAUAUCAUCACCGAGGCAGUAGCUGUCAGUCUAUUGGGAUUCUUCUCUGGUCCUUUCUUCGCAACAGGUAUAUCGGUCGGCUCAAAGAUCUUCUCGCCACAGAUCCGCUCUUCGGCAAUCGCAUUCGUCUUCGUACUCGGUCAAAUCGGUGGAUCGGUCUUUCCCGCUUUGACGGGAAUUAUCGCGGGACAGGUUGGUGUCCAGGUCCUGCAGCCUAUGCUUGUUGGGUUGCUAGGUGCCGCUGGUGUGAGCUGGUUAAUCUUGCCUAAGGAUACUGCGUUGCAUCAAGAUUGA
Molecule: messenger RNA, 1260 nt
Organism: Penicillium psychrosexuale
Lineage: Eukaryota; Fungi; Ascomycota; Eurotiomycetes; Eurotiales; Aspergillaceae
Product: putative MFS transporter
Exons: 6
Coding region: 1-1260 (419 amino acids)
Biological process (GO): transmembrane transport
Cellular component (GO): membrane
Molecular function (GO): transmembrane transporter activity
Source: RefSeq, a predicted model, not a curated record